AUGCAGUGGGAUGGGAAUGGGGUGGGAUGAGGUGGGAAGAGGACAUGACGAGAACGGGAUGGAAAUGGCAUAGGGACAGGGUGGAAUGUGGAGGGAGCUGGAUGGCGAUAAGGAUGGAAUGGGAGCCGCCAUGGAGGUGUUUAUGAAGGGCUUGUCCAAGGCCAAGGAGGGGGUGGUCGCCGCAGCUGAGAAGACCAAGCAGGGGGUGGCCGAGGCCGCCGAGAAGACCAAGGAAGGGGUCCUGUAUGUCGGGAGUAAAACCCAAGGUGUGGUGCAAGGCGUAACCUCAGUGGCUGAGAAAGCAAAGGAGCAGGCGUCCCAGCUGGGCGAGGCGGCGUUCUCGGGCGCCGGCAACAUCGCGGCRGCCACCGGGCUGGUGAAGAAGGAGGAGUUCCCUGCAGACCUGAAGGCAGAGGAGGUGGCCCARGAGGCUGUGGAGGAGCCGCUGGUCGAGCCGCUGCUGGAGCCAGAGGGGGAGAACUACGAGGAACCCCCACAGGAGGAAUACCAGGAAUACGAGCCAGAGGCAUAAUGGACCCCCAUCCUUGCCUCUUCCACCAGCAGCACAACGAACCGCCGGUAGCCCCCUGCUCCUCCCCAGCCGGCCCCGGCCGGUGCCUGCGUGCCGGGGAGGAGCAGGGUCGCCCCUGCCCCGUUCGCUCACGAGUUCUUCCUCCAGUUCCGUUCCAAGGGACCGUGUCCGUGUCUCCGUAACAUGUCUAGCAGUGAGAAACACCCGCCGUGUCCCAGCCCCCGAGCCCCGGCGAGCCCCCGAGCCGCGGGUGCUGCCCGCAGGGGCUGRUGUGUGUGCGUGUGCGUGUGAGCGUGUGCGUGAAGCCCGGGUUUAUGGCUCUGUCUCCCUCCCAGCGCCAUAAACCCCGGCUGUGUCCUGGCGUGUCUGUGUGUGUGUGUGUACAAAGCAUGUUUACCUGCUCGCGGGCUGCUGUACAUUUCGCUUGCACGCGUGUCCCUGUGGUUCUGCUCUGGUCAUCGUGGAACUAUUUUUUUUUUUUAUAUAUAUAUMU
This is a messenger RNA of Malurus melanocephalus (red-backed fairy wren), 1025 nucleotides long. It is a transcript of the gene SNCB, whose product is annotated as synuclein beta. The coding region runs from base 86 to 532 and encodes 148 amino acids. The record is from RefSeq and is a predicted model, not a curated record. Gene Ontology annotation, cellular component: axon terminus; cytoplasm; neuronal cell body. The transcript has 6 exons. NCBI's taxonomy places the organism in Eukaryota, Metazoa, Chordata, Aves, Passeriformes, Maluridae. Gene Ontology annotation, molecular function: cuprous ion binding. Gene Ontology annotation, biological process: synaptic vesicle endocytosis; synapse organization; chemical synaptic transmission.